GUAGGUCAGGGCGCGUUGAUUAAAGGUCACUGAGCUAUGAUGCGUGAAAUGUCCUUAUUACAUGCUGCCCCUUUCAUCGCUGUACCUUUCGUUGGAGUGUUUGCUGGCCAGCGGAUUGUCUCCAAGAAUAUGGAUUGGUAUGAUUCUCUGAAAAUGCCAUCAUUUGCACCCCCGAAAUGGGUGUUUGGUCCUGUGUGGAGUGCGCUUUAUGGUUGCAUGGGCGCUGCAUCUUAUUUAGUGUGGAGAGAUGCAUCACAUGAAAAAGCGUUACUUCCUUUGGCUGUUUAUGGUGCUCAGCUUCUACUUAAUUGGUCGUGGACGCCUCUAUUUUUCGGGCAGCAUAAACUAAAAUAUGCACUUAAACGAAUCGAAUUCCACUGUGUUCAACAGGGAAUCAGCAACUAGCUAUACAGAUGGCUAUGGAUAUUUUUAUAGAACUAUCGUUCCACCCUUGCUUUGUUCUAACGUAAUCUUACACUGAUAUAAUAUGUAAUAUACUGCGAUCACUUCGGUGAACGAUUUUUUAGAAUUUCAUCAACUAAUCUACUCGCAUCACUUAAGACCGCGUACCUAAUCUCUACGUGAUUCACAGUUUGGUUUCAUCAGUCGGAACAGCAGUGUGUUUAGGCAUUUUCGGUGGAGCUCUGGCAUGUGUAUACUUAUUUCGACCAAUCAAUGUUGACGCUAGUAAUCUGAUGAUUCCAUACGCACUAUGGACUGGAUUCGCGUCACUUCUUAAUGUUCGUAUUGCUAUGCUGAAUGAAGACUGUGAUUAACUGAAUGUAGAACCAAUAUUUCACUAGAUGAUAUCAUGGGAAAUCUAAAAAAGAAACACUAGCACAUUUUACACUGAAGCUUUUUCGAUAAGCUGAUUUCUCUUUCUCCGCCUUUCAUUUUUCUUUUUUCAACAAAAUAAGUUUUCAUAGAAAAAUUGAUAUAUCAGGGAUAAUAGUCGUCUUUUUAUAUAAUUUAUUUGUCAACAAAUAAAAAUGUCUGAAUUUUAUCCUUUCCUCUUGAAUGAAAAGUUUUUCUGUGUUGUUGGUGUUGUUAGAAAACUCACUGGCGGUAUAAUACUUGUCUUGACUGCAUUAAUAUCGAGUCAGUUCGUA
This is a messenger RNA of Trichobilharzia regenti, 1109 nucleotides long. Lineage: Eukaryota; Metazoa; Platyhelminthes; Trematoda; Strigeidida; Schistosomatidae. The record is from the annotation of a GenBank genome assembly.